GAGUGGGAAUAAAGACAGAUAGCGGGGCCCGGAGCAGAGCGCGGAAAGUUUCCUGCGCGGCCCGCGGGCGGCGGCAGCGAUGCCUGUGCGGCGCGGAGCGCUGGGGCUGGGCGGGCUCCGCGGGCCGUAGGGCAGCGAGCGAGGAGCGGCGAGCCCCCGGCCCGUCCUCUGGGCGGCGGGAGGAGGCGGCCCGCGCGAGGACGGGGACGCGGCCGGAGCGGGAGCGGCAGCUCGGAGGCGGCCGCCGCUCGGGGGAAAGAUGAGCUUGUUGUCAGCCAUCGACACCAGCGCCGCGUCCGUGUACCAGCCCGCCCAGCUCCUCAACUGGGUCUAUCUCUCGCUGCAAGACACGCACCAGGCCAGCGCCUUCGAUGCCUUCCGCCCCGAGCCCUCCUCCUCGCAGCACCCCGACCUCGGCUACACCAAGAGCCCCCCGGAGCUGGGCUCCUCGCUCAGCUCCAGCUAUCUCAACAGCUUCUUCCAGCUCCAGCGCAGCGAGGCUCUGAGCAGCAGUCUGUAUAAGAGUGCAUCUCCUUAUGGCUCUCUUAACAACAUAGUGGAUGGGUUAAGCUCCCUUACUGAGCAUUUUUCUGACCUAUCCCUUUCUUCAGAAGCCAGAAAACCCAGCAAGAGGCCACCUCCCAACUAUCUGUGCCACCUCUGCUUUAACAAGGGACACUACAUCAAAGACUGCCCACAGGCUCGUCCCAAGGGAGAAGGCCUGACCCCAUACCAGGGCAAGAAACGCUGCUUCGGUGAAUAUAAGUGCCCCAAAUGCAAGAGAAAAUGGAUGAGCGGAAACUCCUGGGCUAACAUGGGACAAGAGUGCAUCAAGUGCCACAUUAACGUUUAUCCUCACAAACAGAGACCCCUGGAAAAGCCGGAUGGCCUGGACGUUUCAGACCAGAGCAAAGAACAUCCCCAGCACCUGUGUGAGAAGUGCAAAGUUUUGGGCUACUACUGCCGCCGUGUGCAAUAAACCUUCCAAGUGGCCUCUUCCCGUCCCCCUCAUCCUUAAAGAUCCUCUGACAGCACACGAUCAAGAGCAACACAACACAUCAAGAUAAAAGCUAAAAUAAUUGCCAAUAUUGCCUAUCUAUAACCUAACAGUAUGCCUUACCUUUAACGGAAUGUAACAUUUCUCCUGUGUAUGCACACACAUGCAACAGGUAUUUACAGGACUAUGGUGAAUUUGUAUACAUACAUAUAUAUGUAAGCUUACAUAUAUAUAUGUACACACGUAUAAGCAUUACUGAUAGUGUUCACAACAGAACCACAGUUGCAGGUUCUGCUGAUUGUUUACACAGACCCUAUAUCAUGGUCAGGUGAAAUGAAGUACUAUUCUUUAGGCAAGAUAUAAUAUUCACAAGGACUAUAUGUGAUAAAUGGGUUUUGCAGAGGUGAAAUAACUGUGGGGCCACUAAUUAAAAGCACUCACCCACGACAGGAAUAUUAUUCCUAUUAUAUGACAAGACAAAAGGAGAUUAAACAAGCCACAGCAUAAAAGAAGGAAAAUAAUUGUUUUCCCAGUUUUAGAAAGUCUGAGAGUUUUGUGUUGCUGCUUUCUUGGACUUUUCUAUUUGUUAGUGUCACUCAGGCAGGGCUCAGGCAAAAUCAUUUUUUGCAAUUUUGAGGCAAAAAAAAGUGAAUAAUUGUUUGAGGGUGUGGUUGUACAGAAAGGGAACGCCAUAAUGGGACCCAUAGCAUCGGGAAGGAUUCCAAGAGGUUUUUGGAGGAGAUAAAAUUGGCUUGGUUGUGUGACUAACAGAUCUUUCUCUUGUCAUAUAAUUCUGCUACAAGAGGUUUUGCAUGUGUAUGCGCUAUUCAUUAGGCUGCAAGCACACUAAAUUUACUGUGAAUAAAGGGGGAUAAGAAUGCUUAAAAUUGUCCUCCAAAUCCAUAAUUGAACGAUUAGCCAAACUUACUAUUUAUAAUAGUUUUAAAGCCACUUUCUGGAAAUAUUUUUUAUGUCCUGUUUUCUACUGUACAAAUUUGUUACAAUGUAAAACUUUUUAGCCAUAAGGUGUUAUGAGGUAUGAAGAACACUCUUUAUAAUAUUCCCACUUUCCUGUCUUCCUGAAACACCUAUUUACCUUAGGAGAAAUGUAGGAGUUAUAUUUGGUUGUCCCAUUUCAGGUGGAACUUUGGGCAGGGUGAUCCUGUUGCAAAGUAGUAUCUCAUCAGGGAUGAGCUGAAAGUACCUCGAGACAGUAUCCUGUUUAUAUGUCUGUAUAAGAAUACAUGGGCAUAAGGACAAAACAAGCAAUUCACUGAGAAAACUUACAGGGAUAAUGGUUUGUGUGGUUUUAGGUUUGGGUUUUGUUUGUUUUUUUUUUAAAAAAAAAAAAACAUUUCUAUUUUUGUGAGGUUUCCUUUAGAGAUUGAUUUGUGUGAAUACUUAGUGGAAAUAUUUAAAAUCCUACAUAACUUGAUGUGAAUUAAAUCUGUUUUGAGGAUUAAUUCCACAGUACUAAUACAGAGAGGGUUUUGUGCCAAGUAAUACCAAAACAUAACCAAUAAGUACAGUCAAGCUCUUGCAAAGCGAACUGAAAACUCAGUGAGCAUUCCUGUAGGAAAUGUGAAGGUCUUUAGAAUUUGUUCUAAGGUGAAACUUCGACCAUUUCUCUGCUUUGUUCUAAACAGGGCAGAAUAGUUUCUGCUUAUUCUGGUGGUAGGGUAAUAUACAUAUCUCACAAACUGCAUUAUUUAUGUGUAGCCCAAGUGACACAGCCCACUGGUCAGUCUGAUGAAAAAGCCUUGGGAUUUGUUGAUUCUGACCAUGACUCCUGCGUUAGCUCCCUGGCUGUGGGCAAGUCACGAGAUCCUUCUUGGACUUCAGUUCCCCCAGCUGCAAAAGGGGGGUAAUCGUACUUCAGUGCACCUACCUCACAGCAGUGUUGUGAGGCAUACUCAGUAUCUAUUAGCGUUUUGACAUCACUGGAUGAAAAAUGCUAUGUAAUUCUAAAAUCUUAAAGAAAAUUAAUCACUUUGAAACUAGUUUUGCCAAGAUGGUAGUUCUAUAAACUAGAGUAGCAGAAGAAUAAUAUUAUUGAAUGUUAACACUAAUAAGAGAUCUCAGUUACGUCAGUCAAGAUAUACAGUUUCAGCUUUUUCAAAUAGAAAUGCAUUCUUUUGCACAGAUUCAGAAAAAAAAUACCUUAGAGAAAAACAAAGAUACUAACUUGCCUAUAAGAGAAUAAAAUACACAGGUGAUUUUGAGGGUGGAUUUUAAAGCUUGUUAAUCUUGAUAAUUAGUUUCCAGCAUGCAUGCUUUUACUGAAAGAAUAACGCAUUAAAUCCAAUUUUUUUUUUUUUUUUUUUUUCCUUUUUGAGCGCUUAACAGAACAUGAACAGAAAUAUCCUUGGUGUUUCAUAUCCAACUAAAGGACAAGUAGAUGAACACCAUCAGGAGAAAA
Tympanuchus pallidicinctus (lesser prairie-chicken) is the source of this 3416-nucleotide messenger RNA. RefSeq names its product zinc finger CCHC-type containing 24 (gene ZCCHC24). The coding region runs from base 260 to 979 and encodes 239 amino acids. Gene Ontology annotation, molecular function: nucleic acid binding; zinc ion binding. The record is from RefSeq and is a predicted model, not a curated record. The transcript is spliced from 4 exons. Lineage: Eukaryota; Metazoa; Chordata; Aves; Galliformes; Phasianidae.